CAACGCGACAAUGUCUACUGAAUGUUGGUAGUAGCCUGAGUGGUCUGUUAUUGGAAAUGUUCCUCUAUCCCAAACUCCUCCCCACUGCUGACACUACUUACAAAACCACUGCUUGAGUAUUAUCAUCUUGCGCAUCACCCAUGCAUUCUUACCAAGCACUUCAAAACAAUGCUCUCUCCUUCAAAUCAGUUUCAAAAUGACUUUAAAAUAAAAAUCCACAUUCACGUAAAUAUAAAGCGCAUCACCCAUGCAUUCCUACCAAGCACUUCAAAACAAUGCUCUCUCCUUCAAAUCAGUUUCAAAAUGACUUUAAAAUAAAAAUCCACAUUCACGUAAAUAUAAAGCGCAUCACCCAUGCAUUCCUACCAAGCACUUCAAAACAGUGCUCUCUCCUUCAAAUCAGUUUCAAAAUGACUUAAAAUAAAAUCCACAUUCACGUAAAUAUAAAGCAUUAAAGGCAGUCAGUCUAUAAACCACUAGCCUCCCAACUGACACAAUUAACACAUAAAAGUACAGAAUACAGAAAAUAAAACCAUACAUAUCCUCAAGAGUUUAAACUCAAAACACUACUCCUAAAGGUACCUACUGUAGUAAGGUCUCUUUACAUGAUAGGGGAUGGAAUUCCAAGCUAUAAAACUCUCUUAAAAAAUGCCAAAUUACAUAUAUCAAUUUGAGAACAAAGAUUUGAAUAAUUAUCAUGAGAUACAAAUAUUGUUUAUAUCUAGAAAACAAAAUGUAAACUUACAGUCGUUACAAACUGAAAGCAAGCAUCAAAACUAAUAAAAUGUUGCAAUAAUGAGAGUCUAUUCAUAGAUCACUAUUUUUAAAAAAUGUUUACUCUUGAAAAUUAUAGAACAGUUAAAUUGUAGCUACAUGGAAAAUAUAAAGGCAUGUAGACCUCCUUUACUGAGAUUGUUAAUGUUUCAAUGAAUGCGCAAACUUUACAUUCAAGUUCAACCAAGCAAACAACUAAUCUUUACAUACUGGGUCACCAAACCCCUUUGUUUAAUAUUACAAUUUUAUAGCACACGGAAAUGAAAGUCAGAUAUCAUAACUUUGAUCACGUCAACCAAUUGCUUUUUUGACCAUCAUUGAAAAUACUUAUUCCCAUCAAUUGUGGCAGUAUAUAGGUUUGCAUCAUACCGGUUUGAAUCUUUUAACUCGCAGAUGAUAUUCAGAGAUAGCACAGAUGUUCAUCGCAGUUACUCUGUUCUAAUUUGAGCUACCCAAAGUUGCGGACGCAUACAACAAGAAAAUAUAUCUCCUUUAGGUUUACCAUGGCUAAAGCUUCAGACAUCCUAGAAAAUGAGAUGCAGAAAAUGAUGGAAUCUGUUGAGGAGAUAAUUUGGAGCAAACAGACUUAUACUGUUCAAGAUAUAUAUGCUCGGUCUUCAUUCCCGAUCUUAGCAAGGGUUGAGGACAGCUUCCUUGGUGACCACUCUACUGACAGUUACAGUACUGGUGAGAUCUUAUGGAUAAGAGGAGGAAUUGAACAAAACAGGGUUAUCAUGGAAUCUCACAAAGGAGAAUGUUUGAGUAUUCCCAUCUCAAAUAACUUCAAAAUAAGGAGAUCAAAUUGUGAAUAUGAAAAUUAUCAGCCACUUUCUGAUAAAUUAGUGGAAAGUGAAAUCGGUGAAUGGAAUGAAAUCAGUGAUACAAAGUUGUACAACUACAAAAAUGAUGAACUGUGGAAUAAGUUUGCCAGUUAUGAUUUCAGAUGCAUGAAGAUCAUAGGGAAACAUAGCAUGACAUUCCUUACUGGGUUUUCACUAUUUGAUGAGAUGAGCACUGCAGAUUUUUCACCAACUGUGUUCAAACACCAUUAUCAGCAGACAUUUGUACUGGGCACUGGUCUCAACACACACACCUUUGAAAAGUGGACUCAGCUUUGUGAGGAGUUAGCGCCGUUGCAUGAUGAGCCAACAUUACCAGGAAUUACUUUAUAUUCAAAGGAAUAUAAUAACAGAGAAAUCCAAAGUAUGCAGCCAUUGAGCACAGACGAAAAUGAAAUUAUGAAUAGGAAGGAAGGUAGUAAUGGAGGCAAAGACCAAGAAGACAUCCAAUCUGAUGACAAAAUAAAUACUCAUAAGGAAUACAAUAACAGAGAAAUCCAAAGCAUGCAGCUAUUGAGCACGGAGGACAAUAUUAAUGGUGGCAAACACCAAGAAGACAUCCAAUCUGAUGAGAAAAUAAAUACACACCCAGAACAUUUAACCAGUAAAUCAAUUGAAAAAGAAAGAAAAAAGUCCAAGAAAAGCACACGGAAAUUAUUAAAACAUCCACCUGAUACAAAAUUGGAAAAAACUAUAAAAAAAAGUUAUAAAUGGAUUCCUCGGGUAAUAGAACAAAAUGAAAAGAAUGAGGAAAAUAAAUACAAAACAUUGAUACUCAGUAGUAAAGAGACCCAUAAAUAUUAUGAAUCGCUUGGGUGUGUUCCCAAAAAUAACUGUAAUUUUCCACUUGAUCUUGACAAACCUCAGGAACAGUGCGCAGAUAACAUUUCAUGUUGGAGCCAAUCAGAUUCAUUGAUUCACAACAAACCGAACCUGCCUAAAACACAAGUCCGCAUACCUAAUUACUACAAACAAGUACUACCAUUAAUUCCACCUUCAAAAAUUGUAGUCCCUUUGUCAACCAGUAACUCUGAAAUCCCUUCGUCAACCAGCUGUUAUGAAAUUGCUUCAUCAAUUUCUGAAUGCGAGUAUGAAGAGAUUGGUGCCAGCACAAUGCACAGAUUAAAAAAUUUAAAAAUGAACGAUGGACGAAUUUCUCAAAAAGAUGACUUACCACAAGAUCUUAAGAUGCUAACUUUAGAUCAGGUUCAAGACUGUCUGAACCUUCUCCACUUGGAAAGGCUUGCCGAUAAAUUUAAGGAAAAUGACAUUGAUGGCAUCAUUCUUUGUGACCUUUCAAAAGAUAUGCUUAUCAAUGAUCUUGGCUUAACAAGGAUUGAAGCUUUAAAACUCAGGAAGUUUAUAGACCAAAAAUGGUUGCCCAAUAGCAGCUAAACUGAAACUGUUAUAAAAAAUGUCAUCAAUUAAUAAAUAUUUUUAUAUAAAACAUAUAGCUAGGUAAUCUAGAAGGUUUUUUUUUUUUUUUUUUUUGAGAAAUCUAUUCUAAAAACUUGUAAAUAACGGAAUUCAAAACAGAUUACUGAUACCAUUUUAACUACACUGGUUGUUUGAUUGCAAUUGCACAGCAUGGCAGACAUCAGAAUGCAUAUUUUAUACAUUAUAAGCUGGGUGACACUGGAUUUGGACCUGUAUGAAUUGGAACCCCCUCAGCCUCAAUCUAUAAACAAACAUUUGGAAAGCGAUAUUCGACUUCCAUUAUUAAAUAUACUGUACUAGAUAUUUCUAGAUGUUUAGGUCUCCAUGACCAUACAGUAGGUUAACUCUGUUAUCCCUCUGUUCAAUCAGCAAAAUGUUAAGGAGUACAUUUAGACAACAGCUUAACAUGGAAAAAACACAUCACCAAGAUAGAACUUAAAAUUUCCAAAAGCCUUUGUAUCAUUUCUAGAUUGUCCUUUUUACCCAAUAACAUCCUCCUUAUCCUCUAUUGCUCCCUCAUUCUUCCUUAUCUGAGCUAUUGCAACAUUGUUUGGGCCAAUACAUAUUUAUCCAACAUCAACAAACUCCAAAUUCUUCAAAAGAAGGCUAUCAGGAUCAUACAGUAGGUAGCACUACAUCUCGGUUUCACUCUUCCAUUUAUUUUUUAAAAAUUGAAUCUUCUCAAACUCACUGACAUUAAUUUAGUCCAACAAGGAAAAUUUGUAUUCUCUGCUAAGCAUUCUAUUCUUCCAAAACAUUAUGCAAUAUGUUUAUUCCCAAUUACUCUAUACACAAUUACCCCACACUAUCUGCCCACAACACUAAUUAUUUUAACGUAACAUUAGAUAUUCAGGCCUACAAUGAUGAAUAAUCUCUCUCUCCCACUUUUUAAUGCUGCUUCUCUUGUCUCUCAUUCUCAAAGAAAAUCAAACUACACCUAAUGUCAUACUAUUAAAUUAUUAUAUCCUCAGUCAUAAUUCGAUUUGUUCUGCUCUUAAAUGGACUUGAGUUGUUAUUUAUUUACUUUUUAUUAUUAUUUUUCUUUAUUUAUAUAUUUAUCUUCAUCUUCUCAGGAUCAUGCAUUCUUCCAUAGCUUGUUUUCGAUUUUAUCUCAAAUCAUACUGCAUUGUAUAUUUUGUGUGUUUUUUCUAUGGAAAUAAAUGUCUUUUGAAAUUGAAAUUGAAAUCAUAAUAGGCCUACAUAUAUUCAGGGCCAUAUCCAGGAUACCAUUGG
Messenger RNA from Anneissia japonica, 4283 nucleotides. RefSeq lists its product as uncharacterized. The record is from RefSeq and is a predicted model, not a curated record. The coding region runs from base 1278 to 3008 and encodes 576 amino acids. NCBI's taxonomy places the organism in Eukaryota, Metazoa, Echinodermata, Crinoidea, Comatulida, Comatulidae. The transcript has 6 exons. Gene Ontology annotation, molecular function: protein binding.